Messenger RNA from Macrobrachium nipponense, 556 nucleotides. RefSeq names its product astakine-like. The record is from RefSeq and is a predicted model, not a curated record. The transcript has 4 exons. NCBI's taxonomy places the organism in Eukaryota, Metazoa, Arthropoda, Malacostraca, Decapoda, Palaemonidae. The coding region runs from base 159 to 548 and encodes 129 amino acids.
UGGGAAUGGUAUAAAGGCGAACAGUGCAACCGGUAGGAGGUCAGUCGUGCGCUGGUUGGGCUAGUGAUCGAACCACUCUCUGGGACUUGAGAAGGGCAUCAUCUGUGGACUUCAGCUUGACUAGCAUCAGUGGAUUUCUCUUUGUCAACUCAUUCAGGAUGUGCAUUUACCGCAAGAUGUUUUCGGCUGUGGUGGCGGCCUUGAUCGUCGUCAUGUGGACGGACAGGCAGGUCUCUGCAGUCCCUUCCUUGCCUGAAUGUAAAACUAGCAGUGACUGUGGGCCCGACGCUUGUUGCUUAGUCGGAUUCGACCGCUACAGCUUCCCCCGAUGCGCCCCCAGGGGAAAUGUUGGGGACUGGUGCCGAAUCCAAAAUUCCCCAAGGGAGAUGACCCUGGGUUAUCCUAACGGCCUUGUGCUCGAACUCCAAGAGGCCUACCACGGAUUCUGCCCUUGCCGCUCCGGCCUUGCCUGCUCCAGAGCAACUCGCCAGUGUGCCAGGCCGGAGCUGUCCGGCGACGACAACUCACUCCAAAACGUCUCGGAGUAAUGCCCGGG